AUGGAUCCUUUCAGUGCAUUGAGUCUCGCCUGCAACGUCACUCAGCUUGUGGAACAAGCCAUCGAAGCCGUCAAAAUAUGUAAACAAGUUUGUGAUCGAGGAUCCCUGGCAGAAAAUGAUAAGAUUGAGAGCUUCGCCAUCGCCAUCAGCACAGGUUCCGCCGAAGUCACGCAACAGCUUACAGGGAAAAGUCUCUCAAUCCGUGACAAGCAGCUGAAAAGCUUAGCUGAUGAUGUUUUGUCCACGGCUACGAGCCUGCAAACCGUGCUCAAUAAGAUCAAAUAUGCCAAAGCUCAAGGUAAAGGACAACCUCGGGCCUUCAAGCAGAUCGUUCGAACCAUGAUCAACCGCGGAUCUAUCCAGUCGCUCGAAAGCCAGCUCCAAUGCCAAGAUACUGCCCUCCGUUCGAUGAUCCUCAAAGAUCUUUAUCAAAGGGAAACGUCUACUAUGCUCACCAAGAAGCCAUCUAGUUUCCGGUAUCGUUCUGGGGAGGCUCAACAAGCAAAUGGGAUAUCCAAACUGGGCCAGCGGCAGCAAGAAAUAUUGGAUACGAUUUUGAAUGCCACAAACAAGCAAGCGAAUAGCAUACUGCGGUCACAGGAGAUCAAUGCUACUCAGAUGGCGGCCCGGGUCGCCAUGGCAGAGCGGACACUACUUGACAACAAUCAACAACUGCACACCGAUGCUAAACGAACAGCCCACAGUAUUGAGCGGACAAUACUAGCUCAUGCUUCCAAAGCCCGUCUCGACAUCAUCCAGCAGGGUUCCAAGAACCAUGCAUCGAUAUUGCAGGAGGUAAAUGCUGCAGAGCAGAGCAUCCUCGCCAACAACUCCCAGUCUGAAGCGAGAAUUCGAACGGAUUUGGAACAAAGGCAAGAACGAAAACAGCGGAAUGACAAUCAGCGCCAGAUCAUGGAUAGCCUCUUCUUCGCCGAUCUCCGGCAGCGCCAGGAUAUGAUUGAAACUCGUGUUUCCGAACUUGGCAACUCGUUCCGCUGGGUCUUCGACACUGAUCUAAAUACUUCACAUCAUUUCGUUGACUGGCUCGCGAAAGGCACGGGGAUCUUUUGGGUCAACGGCAAGGCUGGUAGUGGGAAAUCGACUCUUGUCGACGUCAUCUAUCAGAACUUGAAAAAUCGUUCAAGGGGCUACGAUCAAUUGAAGAAGUGGGCCGCCCCCCAGGACGUACACAUUCUCCCCUUCUUUUUUUAUCGUCCAGCCAGUAGUGCUCUCAAAACUUUUCAUGGACUUUGGAUGUCUCUGUGCUAUCAAAUUCUGAGCCUUGACCCUGGCUUAUUCGAUCUCGCCGCUCAAGAUGGCAAGGCCCCAGAAGCCUUUUUACGGAGGUUACGUGGCGACUUCACUGACCGCCUUUGGAUGACGCAAGAGCUGAAGCAAAUCACCACAUAUCUGUUCCAUAAGUCUGCAACUCGGAUCAAAUACUGUUUAUUGCUGGACGGCUUGGACGAGUUCUCAGACAACCAGUAUGAUUUGAUCCAGACCCUGAGGAAAAUGACCGCAGAGAAUCCCAAUAUCAAAAUCUGCUGUUCAAGCAGACCAGAAGCUCCGUUCGAGAAUGGUUUCAAAGAAUGUCCUUUCCUCAAGCUCCAAGAUCACACGACAAACGACAUGAUGGAGUAUUGUCUAGCUGAGCUGGCAGACACCCCCGCGCGCCAGCUUUGCCAACGUAUUGUGCAAAGAGCUGAGGGUGUUUUCCUGUGGGUUUAUAUCGUUGUGAACGAGCUCAAAGCCGCAGCAGCCCGGGGGGAUGAUAACGAUGAGUUAUGGCAGCGAUUCCACCAAUGUCCAGAUGGAAUGGUUGGGCUGUUCGCCCAUAUGCUCGAGCGUUGUGAUCCCUACUAUGCCAAAAAUCCCAAGCCCUACUUGCGCCUGUUGGAUGUUGCUCUGUCAAUGGGUUUAACGCUCACGCUGUACGAACUCAUUCUGGUCUCGUAUCCACUAAAAGAUCUCAAAAUUAUGCUCGGCGAUGUUUUCACUGAAAAGACCUUGAAAGAACUCGAGCAAAAAGCCACAGUUGCUGAAACACAGAUCGUUGCCCGGUGUGCGGGACUUGUGCAGUUCGUGCCGGCAUACUCCGGUAAUCGCGAUGAAUUCCUCGACAGAACUGAUCUGAGUAACCUUCAAAGGGCCCUUAACAUUCAGGCACAGUUCAUUCACAAAACCGCCAGGGACUUCCUGAGAGAGGCUCCGGAGGGCCGUGCCUUCUUCGACACGAACACUAUCUCGGAACCCGAUGCAAGACUUACCCUGGUCCUGACAAGUACUGCGUUGCUGCCACUGAGAGAUAUUUUGAACGAUGCGCCAAUGGUGAUUACAUGCUCGGGGUGGAAGGUGUGCGCCUAUGAGAAGGAGAUCGAUCAUACUGAUGCAGCCAAUUCCGAAUGCGCCGAGGUUUUGCGUAGGUAUUCAAUUCAAAUGAUCAGCUUCCUUGCCUCCCCUGAGGCUGCAAGACUGAAAACGGUCGCUCCACCAACAACAGCAUGGCCUGUCGAGUCAUCUCAAGAAUCUCCAGUUGGUUCCAUACCCAGUGCGAGAACGAAAACACCCACUCAGCUGGAGCUUGACGAUUACGAGAAGUUGGCGUUUAAGCUCCAAUACAACAUGCAUAAUCACGGCAGGCGCGCAUUACGGUUGUUCCGGAAACGGCACACUUAUGGCAAGGUUGCUUUUACACGACGAGCCCCAGGUAAAGCCAGAAUCUCUGCGACCCAGGAGACUAUGGAGGUGCCUGUGGCUGCGAAUGCAACCUUGAACUCCUGCACUAGCCUCGAUGGCAGCCUCGAUGGCAGCCUCGAUCACCAAUAA
Messenger RNA from Fonsecaea erecta, 2826 nucleotides. RefSeq lists its product as hypothetical. The transcript has 3 exons. The coding region runs from base 1 to 2826 and encodes 941 amino acids. NCBI's taxonomy places the organism in Eukaryota, Fungi, Ascomycota, Eurotiomycetes, Chaetothyriales, Herpotrichiellaceae. The record is from RefSeq and is a predicted model, not a curated record.